Messenger RNA from Pelagomonas calceolata, 1197 nucleotides. Lineage: Eukaryota; Pelagophyceae; Pelagomonadales; Pelagomonadaceae. The record is from the annotation of a GenBank genome assembly.
CCCGCGGCGCGCGCCAAACUUUAGCCAGCAACACAGCUCGCUGCAGGCAAUCACAGACCGCUGUACUGCUCCCUGCAGUGUAUUUGACCCAUACGAAGCCACAGCAGCGAAAACGCCAGUCGUCGCGCGCCCAAAAUGGCCGAGACCAAGAAGAAGGCCAAGACCUCGAGCACUUUUCAGAAGGCCGACCUCACGAAUGGCCCGCCGACGGCCUGGACCGCCGAACUCAACAAUGGCCUACGCAUGCCCGUGCUGGGGUAUGGCACCUACAAGCUGAAGGAGGAUCAGGUCGGAGGCUGCGUCCGCAAGGCCGUGGACGUGGGCUACAAACUUAUUGAUACCGCACAUGUUUAUGGGGGCGGGAAGACGGAACCGGCAGUAGGAAAAGCCCUAUCCAAGGACAAAUCCACCUUCGUCAUCACGAAGCAGUGGCGCGGAUUUCACGGUUAUGCUGAAACAAAAAAAUGUUUAGAUCAAUCCCUCAAAAGACUGGGCCGCUCCAAGGUCGACCUCCUACUGAUGCACUGGCCGGGGCCCGGCUACUCGGCCAUGGGCCGCUCGAAGGAAAGGAUCGCCAAGGAGGGCAUCCAGUGCUACUACAAGAAGGGGCACGAGGACAUCGCUGCCCUGCGACUUGAGAGUUGGAGGGCCAUGGAGGACGCCUAUUUAGCAGGUAAAUGUAAGGCGAUCGGCGUGUCGAACUUCUCCGAGUCUCAUCUAAGAAAGCUGCUGGACUGGGACCAGCUGAGAGUGCGGCCUUCGGUCCACCAGACGGAGUUGCACCCGUACCUCCAACAGAAGGGCGUUGUUGCGUUGUGUGAGAAGGAAGGCAUACUCUUGCAAGCCUACGCUUCGUUGGGCGGCCAGGACACGAAGGACGGCCACUGGAAGGCGUUGAAGCAGCCGGCUCUGUUGGACCACCCGGCGGUUCUCAAAGCGGCCAAGGCGCACUCUUCUACAUCAGCGUGCGUUCUACUCAGGUGGGCCCUCCAGAAGGGCUGGGCCGUGAUCCCGAAGUCGUCGUCCAAAUCACGUAUCGCUUCCAAUAUUGCGGUCGACUUUUCUCUUUCAUCUGAUGAGAUGGCCGCGCUCGACGCGUUGGAUCUGGGCGGCAUGAAGGGGCGGCUCUGCUGGCGGCGCGACGAGCUGCGGGAUUUGGAGUUCGAGUGAAUGCUCCCUCCCUGCUGUGUAACUGAC